This is a messenger RNA of Haemonchus placei, 219 nucleotides long. Lineage: Eukaryota; Metazoa; Nematoda; Chromadorea; Rhabditida; Trichostrongylidae. The record is from the annotation of a GenBank genome assembly.
AUGAAUCUUCUGCGCGAUCUUACCUCUCACGCCUCUUCCCAAGGCGUCAAGCUCAGGUCGUUUGUACGCAAAUGGACGCUACCGGAAUCUGUGAAUCUUGAUGCUGUUCGUACCCAACUUAACGACUCUGGACACCUAUCAAUCGAGGCACCGAAGGUGAUAGAAGCAAGUUCUCAGCGUCGUGCGAUUCCUAUUGAGCGAGCCCCUUCCCAUGACUGA